This is a messenger RNA of Solanum dulcamara, 1914 nucleotides long. RefSeq names its product 3-isopropylmalate dehydrogenase 2, chloroplastic-like. The transcript has 11 exons. Lineage: Eukaryota; Viridiplantae; Streptophyta; Magnoliopsida; Solanales; Solanaceae. Gene Ontology annotation, molecular function: 3-isopropylmalate dehydrogenase activity; NAD binding; magnesium ion binding. The record is from RefSeq and is a predicted model, not a curated record. The coding region runs from base 24 to 1316 and encodes 430 amino acids. Gene Ontology annotation, biological process: L-leucine biosynthetic process.
UUAUUGGGCCUAAACCCGUAUGUAUGAACCGAUUUGAUUUGAUAUUCCACCAAAUUCUGUCUUCUUCAGCGCACACACCACAUUCCUCAUCAAUGGCGGCUUCUUCUUCUUCUUCUUUACAAUUUACUGCAACAUCUUUCAAGCAAUUCCAUUCAAAACAAAUACCCAAACAUGGCACUAAAUGGGGUACUAUUCGCUGUUCCGCUGCCUCACCCACCAAAAGCUACAACAUCACUCUUCUUCCCGGCGAUGGUAUUGGCCCUGAAGUUAUUUCUGUUGCCAAAAAUGCCAUCCAACUAGUCGCAUCCAUUGAAGGAUUUGAAGUUGCAUUCGAAGAGAUGCCUAUGGGAGGGGCUGCAUUGGAUGCUGUAGGAGUGCCAUUGCCUGAUGAGACACUUAAUUCUGCAAAGCAAUCUGAUGCUACUCUUCUUGGAGCAAUUGGAGGAUAUAAAUGGGACAACAAUGAGAAGCGUUUGAAGCCUGAGACUGGAUUGCUUCAACUUCGAGAAGGUUUGCAGGUCUUUGCUAACUUGAGACCAGCCACUGUUUUACCACAGUUAGUAGAUGCUUCAACUUUGAAGAAAGAAGUUGCUGAGGGUGUAGACCUAAUGGUUGUUAGGGAACUUACAGGAGGUAUUUAUUUUGGCAAACCAAGAGGUUUCAGCACUAAUGAAAAUGGUCAGGAAAUAGGUUUCAACACUGAAGUGUAUGCAGCAUAUGAGAUCGACAGAAUUGCUCGUAUUGCAUUUGAAACUGCCAGGAAGCGUCGAGGAAAACUAUGUAGCGUGGAUAAAGCAAAUGUUUUGGAGGCCUCUAUGCUUUGGAGGAAGAGAGUUACAGCAUUAGCCUCAGAGUAUCCUGAUGUAGAGCUCUCUCACAUGUAUGUUGAUAAUGCAGCCAUGCAACUUGUCCGCAACCCAAAACAGUUUGAUACAAUUGUGACAAACAACAUAUUUGGUGAUAUCCUGUCAGAUGAAGCAUCAAUGAUUACAGGAAGCAUCGGGAUGCUUCCUUCUGCCAGUCUUGGUGCAACGGGACCUGGAUUAUUUGAACCUAUACAUGGUUCUGCUCCUGAUAUUGCUGGGCAGGAUAAAGCAAACCCUUUGGCAACAAUGCUCAGUGCUGCUAUGCUUCUGAAGUAUGGCCUAGGUGAGGAAAAGGCUGCUCAGAGAAUUGAAGCAGCUGUUUUAGACACCUUAAAUCGAGGAUUCCGUACUGGUGACAUUCACUCAGCAGGACAUAAAUUGGUUGGGUGCAAGGAAAUGGGUGAAGAAGUACUCAAGUCUAUUGACAGCAAAACUCCUGCUGCUGUUUAAAUUUAUUAAGAGGAGACUUCCUUGAGACCUUAGCAAAUGAUCAUUUUGGCAGAUGCAUUUGCAGUCAGUAGAAUCUUGCCAUUUAUAUAUUUGUUUGAAGGAUUCAAAAUUGCUGAGUGUUGUAUCGUAGCAUAAACGUCUCUAUUCUUUUCUCUAUGUUUUUGAGACAUUAUCAUGUUGUAACAUGAACUGAACCUCGGAGCAACAAUAAAGUUGUCGACCUACAGGUCACGGGUACAAGUCGUGGAAUUAGCCAGUGAUACUUGCAUUAGGAUAGACUGCCUACAUUGCAUUCCCUUGGACCCUGUGUGAACUCGAGGUGUUUUGUGCAACAGAUUGUUCUUUUUAUCGUGUUCUAACAUGGAAGGCAAUGAAAAUAAAAAUUUUAACUUUGAAAAACUGGAAUGGAACAACUGUUGACCAAUAUUAGUGCUGUCGUUGCUAUAUUUUCUCCAUCUUUGACCAAAUUUACUAGAAAUCAUUUCUGCAAUUUCACACGUUUACAUAUUUUUCUUUAUUAUUAUGUGUGUUACGAAAUAGAUUUAUAUGUAAACUAUAUACUUAUGUAAUUUUAAUAUGUUUGUAUUUGUUCCCCUCA